Tetrahymena thermophila SB210 is the source of this 1764-nucleotide messenger RNA. Its product is annotated as MiaB-like tRNA modifying enzyme, archaeal-type family protein. Gene Ontology annotation, molecular function: tRNA (N(6)-L-threonylcarbamoyladenosine(37)-C(2))-methylthiotransferase activity; 4 iron, 4 sulfur cluster binding. Gene Ontology annotation, cellular component: endoplasmic reticulum. The transcript is spliced from 5 exons. NCBI's taxonomy places the organism in Eukaryota, Ciliophora, Oligohymenophorea, Hymenostomatida, Tetrahymenidae. The record is from RefSeq and is a predicted model, not a curated record. Gene Ontology annotation, biological process: tRNA methylthiolation.
AUGAGUCAAUAAGAAUUAGCAGAUAUCGAAGACGUUAUAGCAGGAGACGUCGCUGAUGAUUUUAUUUAAAAGGAUAGAGUUAAAGAUAGAAAUAUUAAAAAGAGACCUAAAAAGGUUAAGAAAGUUGAGGAGGAACCAAAGUAGGAAGAACUUUAAGAACCAGAAGAUGAUGAUGAAAUUAAAUUUGAUAUGCCUGUCAACAAUCAAGUUCCUGGUACUUAAAAUGUCUAUGUCAAAACUUUUGGCUGCUCUCAUAAUAUAAGUGAUAGCGAAUUUAUGAUGGGUUAACUUGCAGAGUAUGGUUACAAUUUAUGUAGUGAUCCCAAAGAUGCACAUUUGAUUUUAGUUAAUUCUUGUACUGUCAAGAAUCCUUCUUAGGAUGCUUUCAUGACUAUUGUUAAAACUUAUAAGCACAAAAAGAAACCAAUUGUCGUUGCUGGUUGUGUACCAUAAGGUGAUAGAAACAUACCUGGUUUGGAAGAUGUAAGUGUAAUUGGUAUUAGUUAAAUUGAUAGAGUAGUAGAGGUUGUAGAGGAAACAUUAAAAGGAAAUAAAGUUCGUUUAUAUGGCAAAAAAACACUACCUUCUUUGGAUUUACCUAAAAUUCGUAAGAACAAUCUUAUUGAAAUCAUUCCUAUUAAUACAGGUUGUCUUGGUAGUUGUACUUAUUGCAAGACUAAGCACGCAAGAGGCAAGCUUGGUAGUUACCAACCUGAAGCUAUUGUUAAUAGAGUCAAAACAGUUUGUGAAGAAGGUGUUAAAGAAAUAUGGCUUACCUCUGAAGAUACUGGUGCUUAUGGUAGAGAUAUUGGAACUGAUAUUUCCUAAUUGCUUAGAUUAAUCGUUGAGGUUUUGCCAAAUGAUGUCAUGUUAAGAGUAGGUAUGACCAACCCUCCUUAUAUCCUUGAACAUUUAUAGAACAUGUCAACCAUUUUGAGACACCCUAGAGUUUUUAGUUUUCUUCAUAUCCCAGUUUAGGCUGCUAAUAACACAGUCUUAGAGAACAUGAAUAGAGAAUAUACUUGUGAGGAAUUUGAAUAAGUAUGUGACUAUUUGCUUAAAAAUGUACCUAAUAUGACUAUUGCAACUGAUAUAAUUUGUGGUUUCCCUGGAGAAACAAACGCAUAAUUUGAUGAUACUUUAAAGCUUGUAGAUAAGUAUAAGUUCCCUAUCCUAAAUAUCAGCUAAUUUUAUCCUAGACCUGGUACAGCUGCUAUGAAAAUGAAAAAGGUACCUUCUCAAGACGUAAAAAUGCGUUCUAAGAAGAUUACUGAGUUAUUUGAUACAUUUAAGAGAUGGGAUCAUUUAUUAGGAACUACUUAAAGAAUCUGGAUUAAUGACAAAGAAGAUAAGAAAGGUGUCCUUCAAUUAGUUGGUCACACAAAGUAAUAUGCAAAGGUUAUGUUGCCUUUUGAAGAAGAAUUGCUAGGCAAAUCAGUUAUUAUCAAAGUUACCAAAGUAUUGACAUGGCACAUUGAAGGUGAAAUUAUUGAUAGAAAUCCUGAACCAGAAGUAGCUUCUGCUGAUUUCUUCAAGGAUUAUGUUCAAUUAAGUGUUUCUUAAACUGAGCAAAAGGUCAAAAAGAUUCUUAAAUAGCAAGAAGAAGAAGAAUAAGAAAUGUUAAAUAAGCAAAAGGCUAAAUCAGACUAAUUUUUAAGUGGAUAAGAUGAAUAGCCAAAGAAAUCCUUUUUAAAGGAAUACGGAUUUAUAAUUAUAGCAAUAUAUUUAAUUUUAUGCGGUUUGCUUAAGAUGCAAUUAAAUUGA